UGGCAUUCGCUUAAGAAAAUGUGAACCUAACUUAUGUUUGAUGGACAAUAAAAAUUGUUAAUUGGAAAACUCAGUUGCAAGUGUACAACACAUACCAAAUACGUAGUAAAAUAUCUGAAAAGUUUAUUUAAAGAUGAGAAAAUUAAUCUGGAAUUGCCACGUCACAUUGUGAUCCCUUGAAUGUCCUCAAUCAAAUCAAAGUAGUUCAUCUUCCUCAUCCAAUCCAAAUUACAGUUAAAAAAAAAGAAAGUAAAAAACAAUUCGUCCAUUAGAUCUCAACAUUCCAAUAUUUACAUACAAUUCCAACAAGAGUAACAGUAGCUAACAAUUAGAAGUGAGGAUGGAGAAACAGUCAAUGGUGAUUGAGCACAAGUCAUAUGCUAGAGUUGGACUUCUUGGAAACCCUAGCGAUGUUUAUUAUGGGAACACCAUUUCAUUCAGCCUCGGUAACUUUUGGGCUUCUGUUCGUUUGGAGCCUUCUGUAGAUCUCGUCAUUGUUCCUCAUCCUUCACAUGAUCUCGUUCAAUUCAAUUCUAUUUCUCACCUGGUGAACAGGUUGCAGAAUGAAGGGUAUUAUGGAGGGGUGCGUUUACUUAUGGCAAUCGUUAAAAUAUUUCACAACUAUUGCAAGGAGAACAACAUCACCUUACAUGACGGGAAUUUUACUCUCUCAUAUGACACUAACAUUCCCCGCCAGACAGGGCUUUCAGGUUCUAGUGCAAUCGUAAGUGCUGCACUGAGUUGUCUUCUUGACUUUUACAAAGUUAGACGUCUCAUCAAAGUUGAGGUAAGGCCGAGCCUAGUCCUUAACGCAGAAAAGGAACUUGGAAUUGUUGCAGGUCUUCAAGAUAGAGUAGCACAGGUGUAUGGAGGUGUUGUAUAUAUGGAUUUUGGCAAGAAUCACAUGGAUGAAUUGGGUCAUGGUAUAUAUACACCCAUGGAUAUUGAUCUUCUCCCACCUCUUUACCUGAUCUAUGCAGAAAAUCCCAGUGAUUCUGGAAAGGUACAUAGUACAGUUAGACAAAGAUGGUUAGAAGGUGAUAAAUUAAUAAGAUCAACCAUGGAAGAGGUUGCAAACAUAGCUGUGGAGGGACGAAAAGCUAUUCUUGAGAAGGACUACAAUAAGCUGGCAGCCCUCAUGAAUCAUAAUUUUGACCUGAGAAGGCGUAUGUUUGGAGAUGAUGCUCUUGGAGCUAUGAAUAUAGAGAUGGUUGAAAUUGCUCGAAGGGUAGGUGCUGCUUCCAAGUUCACAGGAAGUGGUGGUGCUGUGGUCGUGUUCUGUCCGGAUGGACCUUCACAAGUGAAGCAGCUGGAGGACGCAUGCCACAGUGCUGGUUUCGCUUUCCAACCAGUUAAAGUUAUGCCUUCGUUUCUAAACGAAAUUGAUCUUCAAACUGUGGGGUCAAAGUGAAAACCAUGACCUGUUUUCCAAUUCUGUAGCCCUCUGUAUUCGUUGCUUCUUUCACCUUUCAUUGGUAUAUGCUAUAAACUUAUCAUGAAGUAUGUCGCGACCAUUCAGUCAAGUCAAGGACGCUUCUUAUAAACGACUCAAGGACAGAAAAUACUCGCAACAAAAGUUUUUGUUUGUUUGUUUUGAUAA
Molecule: messenger RNA, 1600 nt
Organism: Capsicum annuum
Lineage: Eukaryota; Viridiplantae; Streptophyta; Magnoliopsida; Solanales; Solanaceae
Product: glucuronokinase 1
Exons: 6
Coding region: 341-1411 (356 amino acids)
Molecular function (GO): ATP binding
Source: RefSeq, a predicted model, not a curated record